AUGUCGACUUUUGAAAAGAUAACCAAGAAAAUCAAGAAACGGUACAAAAUCAAGCAUACAAAUCGCCGUUGCAAGCCGUACAACGAGAGGAUCAAUAUCUGCCCGAAGUUAGAUGUCAGCGGAGCAAUGCUGCUCAAAUGCACAGAAGAUGAAUGGCUUCAGUGCAUCCUCUGUCGUCAACAGUCCGACACGAAUUAUGAAACAACAUCUCGUUCCACAAUGGUAAAACACAUCCGGAAGACGCACCAGCCAGACUGCCCGAACUGCAAGAUCAGUUUCAAAAGCUGGAAAGAAGUGUCAGAGCACCAAGAUUUCUGCAUCUGGCGACCGAGACUAGUUGAUCAACGAUGGCCAAGAUUUCCAAUGCUGAACAUUGUUUUAAAAAGAAGCGCAGACGACUGGUCCCUCGACUCAGCAUCAGAAGCAAGUACGGAAUUAUGA
Molecule: messenger RNA, 441 nt
Organism: Oikopleura dioica
Lineage: Eukaryota; Metazoa; Chordata; Appendicularia; Copelata; Oikopleuridae
Source: the annotation of a GenBank genome assembly